UAUGAAGAACAUGUUUUACACGGUGAAAAGUUGCUACUCCAAAUUAAAACCCUAAUAUAAUUAUCCAGGAUUCUUUUUCUUUUAUUGCUACCUUACCUGAUUAUUACUUCAUUCCAUCUCCCCAUAUUCUCUUUUUUUUUUUUCUUUUUCUUUUUUAUAUACUUGAGCCAGAAAAUACGAGCUCGUCGUCACUAUCCGAACAAAAUGAUAGGGAAGAGUUGCACUGUAAAAUAAAAUUUUAUUUUUCCGUACUAAAAUUCUUUUGUAAAAAUUAAUUAUUUCAGCAACAUAAUAAUAUGACAUAAGUCAUAACUAAUGUAGAUAUAUAUGCAAACUUUUAAUUUAAGGAAUAAUCUAAAAUGAGAAUAAAUUCUGAGCGGAUCAGCCGAUAUUUAAUAUAAAUCGGAUUCCACUAAUUUUUUGACAUGUCCCGUUUAAAUUUGCACCCAUCUAAAAUUAAUUAUGUUUGAAAGAAUAGACAAAUGAUUUGAGGAGUAAAGUGAAAGUGAAAGUGAGCGUUGCUAAUUAUUUCCUUUUAACUCUAUUUCUACCUUCCCUGAUUGUCACUUCAUUCCCUAUAUAGAGUAAAUAAGAAACAUAUAUGCUUUGAUCAUCCAUCCCAAAAAAAAAAAUUACAAAGUUUAUGGCUUCGUCCAAUGUGGAAUACCCGUGGCCGGCAACCGUGAACGGGCCGAGCUUCAUAUCGAUGAAACUCCGUUUUCACGAGACAGACGGCACGAAUUAUAAAGCGUGGAAAGAACAAAUGCUUUGCCUGAUCGAAGGCCAGGACCUCCUCGGUUUCAUCGACGGCACCAUUCCACCACCGCCGUCGGCCCCCGAAACUUCAACUUCCACUUCCACCACGAUGGCGAGGGGGGGCAACGACUACCGUCUUUGGAGAAGAAGUGACAGGCUUCUUAAAGGAUGGAUCUUGGGCUCACUCCAUGAAGACAUGGUUUCCGAGGUUUCGGCCCUUGAAACUUCUAGAAACGUCUGGUUGCACUUGGAAAACACGUUUUACGAUCGACAGAAAAAUAUUCUAAAGUCAUUGGAAUAUUCCUCCACCGGCGAAAACAAGCUGCAUGAAACAAAGGAGGAAGAUCUCAUCAUGAAAUACAUGCCGUUGCACAAGGCAGCAUUAGAGGGAGACUGGGAGACCGCAAAAAGAAUCUUCGACCGAGAUCCACGAGCAAAAUCUGCGGUCCUCGAUAACACAGGGCUGACGCCUCUCCACGUGGCAGUUGGUACAGGGAAGAAGGGAAUCCAUUUCGUGCGAAACAUGGUCGAAUUAUUGAUGGCGGACGAUACCGGUGAGGAACUGAUGGCACGGAGAAAUGUCACGGGGCACACCGCACUACACUCUGCCGCAAAUGUAGACAACACAGAAGCAGCAACUAUUCUAGUCAACAGGAUGCCCCGUUUGCUGUACACUCCAAAUUUUCUCCGCAACGAUUUUCCGGUGCAUACAGCGGCGCUGUUUAGCCACAAACGAAUUCUUCUGUACCUUCUUCAGGCCACCAAGGAGCAAAAACCUUAUGAUUGCUAUGAUGGACUCAGACUUCUUGGGUACCUUAUUGAAGCUGAUUUUUUCGAUGUGGCAUUGUAUUUGGUUGAUAAGUACCCGUAUUUGGCCACACUAGUGGCACCGGACGGCGGUUGUGCUUUGUGGUGUAUAUCUGGAAACAAGUCUGCUUUUUCGGGUCGACGGCGCUUCAGCUUCUGGGAGCAUUUCAAUAUUCUCCACAGUACAUCUUCGAUCCUUAUGCAAAAUCUAACUGGCGAUGAAGAGGCGAAGUAA
Molecule: messenger RNA, 1798 nt
Organism: Erythranthe guttata (spotted monkey flower)
Lineage: Eukaryota; Viridiplantae; Streptophyta; Magnoliopsida; Lamiales; Phrymaceae
Source: RefSeq, a predicted model, not a curated record